Molecule: messenger RNA, 855 nt
Organism: Macadamia integrifolia
Lineage: Eukaryota; Viridiplantae; Streptophyta; Magnoliopsida; Proteales; Proteaceae
Product: probable WRKY transcription factor 38
Exons: 3
Coding region: 1-855 (284 amino acids)
Biological process (GO): regulation of DNA-templated transcription
Molecular function (GO): sequence-specific DNA binding; DNA-binding transcription factor activity
Source: RefSeq, a predicted model, not a curated record
AUGGAGUCUUCGCUCGCCGGAAACUUAGCUUCUGUUCGGGAGAUGGUGAUCAAAGAACUUGUUCAGGGUCAUGAAUUUGCAGCCCAGCUUCAGCUUGUCCUCAAUGAGCUCACCGAAUCUGGUCAUGACUCAGCCACGGCCAAGGAUCUAGUAACUAAGAUAUUGAGAUCGUUCAUGGAGGCUCUUUCAAUACUGAGUUACACUGAGUCCAGCAAGGUUCCAGCGAGUUCGCCUUGCCGGGAUCAACGUAGGAAAAACAUGCAAGAGACAUGGACAAGGAUUACUUCUAUGCCCAUUGAAGACUGUUAUACUUGGAGAAAAUAUGGGCAGAAAGAGAUCCUCAAUGCCAAACAUCUAAGGUGCUACUUCAGGUGCACCUACAGAUUUGAUCAAGGUUGUCAAGCAACCAAACAAGUUCAAAGAACAGAAGAUGAACCACCAAAGUUCUGGACUAAAUACAGUGGCCAACACACUUGCCAAGAUGUCCUCAAUGCUUCAUUAAUGAGCAUAGAUUCUACAGGUGAAGAGGGUCUUCUACUCAACUUUGAAUCAAACACUACCACCACCAAACAAGAUCCUCCUUUCUUCUCAUACUUCCCCUUAAGCAAGGAAGAACACAAGAAAUCCUUUCCUUCAAUAGAACAAAAAUACAACCCAUCUUCAUCAGAAUAUCUUCCACCACAAGAUCUAACUAAAUUCAAAUCAUCCAUACCUUCAUCAGCAUUACCAUCGACUUCGAAAUCGGGCCAUGGGGAGGUAGUUUCAUGGGGUACCAGCUGCAGCUCUUCCAGUAGUUUCGACAUGGAUAUGGAGUUGAUUGAUUCUGUUUAUCUCAAUAAUGCAUUCUAUGAUUAA